ACAAUCUUGCGCAGGCCGAUGAAUCCGUGCGCGAAAAAAACACAAUACCUAAUACUUGACCAUAUCUUGAACUUUGGUUAUGCAGCUGAGUUGUCCACAGCAGACACUGAUCAUAUUUUAUAGCGGUUCAGUCAAACAGAAAAAAUGGCAGUUUGUACUAACAUGGCAAAAUAACCAUCACCGCUAUAGCGAUUGAUCAGAAGAUCUCAGUUCCUUCUACGGCUACAAAUUAAAGCACCUGACAACAAGCAUUGUUCAAAAGGCAUUAAGGUACAAUGUUAUAAUUAAAAUUACAGAUCUCUUAGUUGAAAUUCAUGAAAAAUGAAUGAGCUUUGCAGCUAUUAUCAUGUAAAUUUCAAAGUUUGUGUCAAAAUAUCCCUUGCCAUGUGAACCCCAUUGAUCGAAGUGAUUGAAUGAAAAUGCUAUUUAUACUUUCAUCGUAGUACAAGCUAGCACAUACUAUAGUAUAGUCGGUUAUAACUGUAACAUUUGUUCUAACCCCGAGUUCGGCUUCUGAAUUUACCGUUCAACUCAACACAAUAGGGAGGUUUAGUUUUCACUACGAGUACGGCUGUCACGACAACUGUUGCACGAGAUUUUUCCCGCCAAAAGUAUGGCCAACUUUCUGUUGACUUUGGCAAGUUGUAGACGACAUAUUGUCGAGUACGAGAUUUUGAACAAAUCUCGUAAUCGGAUAACGAGUUCGUUUUAGAAAUUUAUUGAUUUGUUGCUGCCUUUAAUUACCAACUGAAUGAAUUUUUAAAAGUGUGCAGAGCAUUUUAUACUGCAUUUGUUUUAGACGCUUAGUUUUUAAAGAAAAGCUAUACUCAUGAAAGUUUUUUAGUUUUAAUUAAACGCCCGUUGCCGUUCGGUACUAAACAGAAUAACGAGUACAACUUGCCAAGUUCAACAGACACCGGUUGGCUGUACUUUUGACGGGAAAAGUCUCGUACUUGUUGUCGUAUACUCUUGAUACGAAUAAGAAAACGCGAACAUUAGAUGUAAAAACGCCAAUGAAUUUGACAAUGCAAGUAUACAUUCUUAGGCGCCAACAAGUGUUAAUUAAAACUUUCAAAUGAAAAUUUUCCCGACCGUAUACGUAUAUAAAUACGAAAUAAAUCCUCUGCGUAUACGUAUGGGCUAAAUGCCUAUCGUGCAGAGAUAAUCUUGCAUGACAUGCAUCAUUCGCCCACGACUUUCCGGGGCUUUCCCAGCUGUGAUGACGGAAUACGAUGACGCUGUUAUCAGAUAAGUUCAUACUGAUCGACUUACUGAAUUCCGGAGUUGACAACUGAUUAUGCAGUAACGUCAUAUAUAGGCCAAAACGGCAAAAGACCAACAGUGAAUCUUCUUGCUUAUCAGCUGAAGAUUUCGGGUUGCGGUAUACAAAUAGUACAGGCAGUCUCAUUCAUUUUUACAUAGCAGAAUUUACUUUGCAUUGAUGUGGAUACCCAGGUGGCGGUUGGAACUGGCGAAAUCACAGUAGCCGGGAUGAAAAAUCCUCCUCUGCCGGUAUAUUUAUACCGGGUUGGCUUGGUUGCGGCCACCGGGGAUUAACUGAAGUGCAUAAAAUUAGCGCCACGAAUUAUUGUUAAAAAUUGUCAAAUAGCCAAAUGAACCAAAUAGCCACAUCACAACAAAUUCGCCUCACUUUGAGUAUGAGAAUCACAAAUGAGUGAAAUGACAACCCAAGCAGUUCAAUUUUUAAUUGCUUUAUAUACAUAGUUAAUAUUUUAUAUUAUAAAAUGUAUUAUCCUGAAGGACACCUUUCUUUAUUUUGCUUUGAAAUAUGCUACAAUCUUGGGUAUGCCUUGGUUGAGACUGUCUUCGCAUCUACAUACAAAACUAUACCAGUUGUAUUGGGGUUGUUCACGACAUCCGUUGAACUUGGGGAGAGGGGGAUGACGACAUUUUGGUCUGUUAUCUGUGCCAGUGUUGGUAGUGCCAAUAAUAAUAGGAAAAAUACACAUGAAUUUUAUAGUUCUCCCAAUCUCGUUCCCCGAGCAUGCCCGUUCGCAGGUUAAGGGUGGGCAUAGCUCUGGAGAAAUCGAAUUGAUUCAGGCCGGUGAUUGGCUAGCGGCAGAUAGUACGUUGGAUUUUCAACGUGAGUCCUACGCAUGCUCGGCAAUUGCUGCAAAUAUAGACAAAGUAUUUAGAAUUUCUCGUCGAAAUUUGAUACUUUUUACACUGAAAUCGAUUGAAAACAACUAAAAAUUCUGGGGGAAAUAUGUACGAAAGCUUCGGAUUGAUAGGGAUUCAACAACCCGAAAAAUACAAGGAGAACUUCGACGUUUCGGGCGAAGGCGCUUCGACUUCUACUGUUAAUAGAAUGACAGAAUUUUUGCUGUGAAGUGUGGACCUGCGGUUGAUGUCUUUAAAACUGGACUAAAGGUUUAAAUUUUCUUGGACAUUGUAUUAUUGACGUUUUCUCUCAUAUACUAUAUAUGUGUUUUAAAAUUUAAAUUUUACUCUCCUGUCAGAAUUAUGGAGAUUAUAUUUAUAAUGAGGAGAUUAUAUUUAGCAUGAAUGCCGACAGUAUAAAACGUCAGUUACGAUGUAUACAAACACUAACAGUACAACUCGAAGCGCCUUCGCUCGAAACGUCGAAGUUCUCCUUGUAUUUUUCAUUUAGUUGUAUCCCUAUCAAUCAGAAGCUUUCGUACAUAUUUCCCCCGGAAUUUUUAGUUGUUUUCAAUCGAUUUCAGUGUAAAAAGUAUCACAUUUUCGACGAGAAAUUCAUAUACUUUGUUUAUAGUUGCAACAUAUGCCGAGCAUGCGUAGAACUCACGUUGGAAAUCCAUGCCCACCCUUAACCUGCGAACGGGCAUGCUCGGGGGAACGAGAAUGUAGUUCUCCUUGUAUGUUCAGGUAGUUGUAUCGCUAUCAGUCAGCAGCUUUCAUAUUUUAGUUUAGCCUAUGUUCCACUCCACAACAGUGCCGGUGUAGUGGACUCACGCGCUAGCUACAGCUGUAUAUUAUGAUUCAACUGCAAUUAUGCGUGGGUGCAGAACGCACAUUUAAAUUAAGAACUGGAUUAUUUUAUAAAUAAGAUCAGCUUUUCCAAAUAAUUUUUUAUAUAUCUAUACAGUAUAUAUAUUCUUUGAUCCAUAUAUACAACACUUAUACAUAAAUACUCAAAUGUUGCAAUUGAAUUUAAAACUCCUUGAUUUUGAGACUGUAUAACUAGAAUUUUGACAUACAAGUUCGUACUCCGUAUAGCGACAAUGACCAAUGAUGAAGCAGAAUUAUGUUUGCAGUGUUUAACUACUGGCAUUCCCAAUUAGGUCACAUGCGUGUACUUCACACGAAUUGCGUCAUUCUGGAAGGUCGUCAAAGAGCUUUGCGUGAAAUGAGGCAUUUUGCCAGAAAAAAACGUCCGCAUCAAGCAUGCAUGUCUAGUUUGAAGUUCAUUAAUUAAGUCAACGAAGACGUACGAAGCACGCCCGUCCUUUACACAUGAUCACAUGAACACAAUGAACUAUAUAAGUCUAUAUUAUAGUUCUUUUCGCAUGAUGUGUAACUGAGGCGCCAAAUUAUUACACGAUCUGGCCGAAUUGCAUGCAUAUAGCAUAUUAUAGCAAAACUAUGAACUUUGAAUGAUAAACUCGAGGAUAAACUUAAACAUAUCAAAUAAAUCACUCGUUUUGUUCUUUCAAUAAUCAAAACCCAUAUUUUAUAUACAUUAUUACAAUGAAAGAGAAAUCUAGACCGUUACUCGUUGGUAUAUAGCUAGUCCUUAAUUAAUAUUCUUCAAAGAAAAUAAAUAUUUUGUUUCUACCGCAGGAAAGCCUACUAUAACCAUUAAUAAAAGAUCCAUAAACUUGAAAGUCAAUCCAACUUUGCACCAACUUUGCAAUGUCAUUGUGCGUUGGGUAUUGAUCAAGUUUAUAUAUAUAGAUUUACAUUUUUAUCAGGCCUUUAGCUGUCAAAUGCACCAUUUUUGUUUCACUGCGAUAAAAAAUGGCCAAAUAACGAGCUAAUUAUAGCUGCGGAUAAAAGUCAUAUAAGUUCAUGGUAAUUCGAUAAUGCGAUCAUUUGAACACUGUAAAAAAAAAUUGACAACCAAUAAUUGGCUAUCUAGCCAUCUAAGAACAACGUACUUAAUUAACCAAAUUUUCAUCGCGGGACAGUAGUUAAGCAUGCUGUAUCUUUCAACAAUAUAACCUGGGCGCGAUGCCCCUGACAUGCUGUUAUCUGAUUUUAAUUUCGCCUCAUUUGUAUUUCUGCGGAAGCUUCUCGGCAUGAAUUUGAUUAAUUUUCUGCUGUAUCACCGCUUUAUAUCUUCAGUGCAUUGGAUGGCAUUUUACUUGGUCCCUAUUAGGAAAAGCAUGCAUGUGCUAUUGCAGUUUAGAUAAAACUGAUAUAGAGAGCUAUAUCCAAUUAAUAAUGUUCAGUUUACAAAAUUCUUCAGAAUGAUAUAUACUAAUACAACAUUAGACUACUAUAUAAAUCCCCGGUCAAACGGGGCCAUGCAUGGGAGUUGAUGAGAUCUAAUUGCCGCAGUCACUCAUUAAUUAAUGCAUUGUUUUUAAUACGGGUGACAUUUCAACUCUAAACUAGUAAUAAAAUAAAAGUAUGAUGAGUGUUCCAACUAUGUUUUAAGUUGUAACUUAAAUAAAGUACAUGGUAGAGCUAUAACCACACAGCACCGUGAAAGCGUCGUUUGGUGAAGAUCACCCGCUUAUCAUGCAGUAAAUAUAACGUACGUGCUGCCAGCCUGCUGCGACCACUUCACACAAGUAAGCUUGUCAGUUAAAGUCAUGCGUCUCAAACAUGAAUUUGACGCACAAGGGUCCUUGAUCGUUUUGACUAACCGUGUUUUGACGUAGGUGCAUGGCAAAGCGUCCUGAAUGAAUGAAUGAAUGUAAUAUUGUACUACAACACACGUAUAUUCAGUUACAAUGAUAAACAAAUUAAAUUCCCCAUCAGGAAACUUUCAAUAUAAAAAGUAAAUGAUGUUGCGGUUUUUUUUGUUUUUUGCAUGUUUUUUUUUUUGUUUUUUUUUUUGUUUUCGGUCUUUUAAUAAGCAAGUCUACAUGUAAGCGGCAAACAUUCUUAAUAAACAUACAACGGUAAUGGUUGAUUAAUUCUUAGGAAACAAUUUCUCUGUAUAGACGUCUGUCUAAUUUCUCAUUGUCUAAAAGGCAUAAGUAUACUAGUAUUAGUUGGCACUAUAUUUAUAGUAGGCCUAUAGGUAUAAUAAUACUUUCGAGUGGUAUGAAUGCAACUACCUGCAAAAUACAAGGAGAAAUUAAUUUGACUUUUCGAGUGAAGGCUGUCCUAACUUGGCUACUAAUUUCCAGACGAAGUGCCUUCGCUCAAAACGUAGCCUGCAUGGCAGGCGGUCCCUAAAAUCGGGCAAGCCUGGGAGCUCGAAACGUUGAAUUUCUCCUUGUAUUUUUCAGGUAGUUGCAUUUAUACCAACCAGGUUUUGUUAAUGAAACAUAGAACACAAAUAUUAUUGCACGUCAGAGUAUUUUGUAUCCUUGAAGGAUAGUUCGUCUCGAAACGCAGCUAGGGGCGCACUGCGAAGAGGCUAAGGUUGGGGCAGUAUCGCAUUUUUCGACAACAUUUCAGUCGCUAAUUAAGAUUCAUUUUCCCAAAAUUAUUGGCGAGGGGAAGGAAGACGGGAGACGAGGUAAAAAUGAUUCCGGACACGCCAUUUUUCACUAACCACCAAACUAAUGUACCGUCAUUUGUUAAAUAUUUCGGUAAUAUUUUUGUAAAUUUUCCGAACAUGAUCCGAAUUUUCCGAAUAGGCUUCCAACUUUCCGAAUAGUCUAAAAAUUGAGGGCGGGGGGGGGGCGCACGCUACGGCCCUGUAGCAUAAUAUAUAAUAGUUAUGAUUUACGCACAAAAGCAAUCAGUUGAGUACAAUUGGUACAGAGCUGUCCAGUCGAAAUAAAGUUUCACUUACAAACAUUUCUCAGAAUGAUAUGAGACCUAUUUAGAAAGGACGUACCCUGCGUGUCAGGCUAGCAUAGAGCCUGACACGCAGGCUAGAAAGGACGAGGCCGAAAUGCGACGAAGCGGACUAAAUUUCAGCUCAAGAUAGUGGCUUUAUUGUUGAGAAAGUUCCACUGUAUAGACGAUAGUACUGAGCUAAUUUGCUUAGUAUCACUUCUCGCGUCUUGAAAUACAGGCGUUUUAUCCAAGACGUAAAAGUCUGUAGUUUUCCAUUGUCAACAGACCGUGGUCGUGGACGACGUCUCAAACUCCAGUGGAUUUUAAUAAUUCAUUCUGUUUUGAAUCUCAUUGUCGGAAUAGCCGUCGUCGUGACAUUGCUGUCCCACAUCGUAAGGUCUCUAAUUACUAUCCUGAAUUUCUCAGCGCUUAUUCUCUUGUAUUUUGACGACAUUUUGCCAUGAUUUUUAACGUUUCGAAUGACUUAAAUCCUUUUUGUGUUUUGGCGGCAUUUCGGCGUCAUGAAGCAAUGAUGCAGCAAAUGCCGAGUAACUCGAUUCCAUAAAAAAAGAGCGCUUGCUUGUCCCGCCUUGGCGAGUAACUCGCCUUGCCGGGUAACUCGCCUUGCCGGGUAACUCGCCUUGCCGGGUAACUCGCCUCAAUGAUAAACAGGCACUUAACAGUCCAUUAUGCCGUCUACGGGACUAACAGCGUCAACGUGUUAUUAUACACAACUUGUGCAAAUCACCCGACUUUCAUGCAGUAAAUAGCCCGCUAUACGUGCUGCCAGCCUGCCAGCUUGCUGCGGCCACUUCGCGCAAGUGAGUGAUCAUUCAGUUACGCGUCUGCCUUUGCAGCGAACAUGCAGUCCGUGAUCGUUUUACGUAAAUGCGAACGGCGUCUUGGAUGGCGAUGCAAUAUUGUACUACAGCACGCGUUAUAUUCAGUGGCCAAUAGAAUUGAACAACAAAAUAGACGUUUUUGCGCAACUGCUUCAAUUGAAGAUAUGCUGCACAGAUCUUUUCUGCGGGUUAAUAGCCCACCUGUUUUUAGUGUCUUUUAUAUGACGCUUCAGUUCUUCGCACUAAGGCCAUAUAAAAAAUGUCCCAUCCCGGUGGUGUAACCAGGAUAUUUAAAAAAAUAAAUUAGACAUGCGGGUUUUUUUUUUUUGUUUCUUUACUGAACAAUUCUAAAUGUAAACAGCAAACCUUUUAAAUAAAUAGGCUACAACAGGAAAGGUCAAUUAAUUCUUAGGAAACAAUUACUCUGUACAGUCUGUCUAAACAUUGAAAAGUAGGUAUAAACAAACGUACAGAAUACAAAUAUGAUGGCACGCGCGAGUAUUUCGGAUCCUAAUUGAAUUGCCUGGAAGGGAUGGCAUUUAUUUGAUCCAUGAAUCAAAGGAGAAGGCAUUUGUUUGAUCAUGAAGGGAUGGCAUUUAUUUGGCAUUUAUGGAUCAUGAAGGGAUGGCAUUUAUUUGACUCCUAUAAAAAUAGGAAAAGCACUAUAAAGCAAUCAGUUAGAUGAACUGGUAUUCAGCUAUCCACGGCAGUAAAAAUAAAGUUUAUUUUACAAACAUUCCUCAGAAUGAUAUGUGCCGCCUAUAUACGAGACUAACAGAUUCAACAAUAUUAUACACAAAUAUCAUGUACGUGCUUCCAGCUUGCUGCGGCCACUUGACCCAAUUCAGUGAUCAUUGAGUCACUCAUCUGCCAAGUGACAUAAAAUCCGAGUGAUCCGUUUAACGUAGAUGCGAAGCAUCCUGCAUGCAUGGCGAUGCAAUAUUGUACUGCAACAUGCAUACCGUUAUAUUCACACAGUAGCCAUAUAGAUUGGACAAAUUAGAAUUAAAUAAACUGGGGGUUUUUUUUUGGGUUUUUUGGGGGGGGUUUUGGGGGGGGGCGGUGAUAGGGGUAUACAAAUAUGCCAUCCGCCAAAAUUUGAAGCAAAAUCCACCUAUCCGACAAUGGCCGAUCUUGUCUAAAUUUGGGUCCGCAUCAAAAUAUUAGAUAAAUCCGCAAUCCGCUGUAUUAAUAAGAUCUACAAAUCCGGGUGAAUAUUCGCCAGAUCCAAAAUACGAACCGGCAAUUUUUUCGGCAGAAUCCAACGAUCCGAAAACAUAUUCACCUCCCGUUUUUGCUCUACGGUUGCUGUAUAAACCUUAGUCAUAUAAAAGGCGAUUUUAUACUUUUUUCUAAAAAGUAAAUGAAGUGUGCGGGGUUUUCUUGUUUUUUUUUUAGCAAGGUCUACAUGUAUAAACGGCAAACAUUUUUAAUAAAUGCAACAAGAACGGUUGAUUAAUUCUUAGGAAACAAUCACUCCUCAGUGUGUCAAAACAUUGAAAAGUGGGUAUAAACAAACAUAUAGCCGGAGUUUUUAUUGCUUCCCUAAGUAAAAUAAUUAUGCGAAAUAGGUCAUACUUGCGCACGCAAGUUGAUUUAGGUAUAGUCACGUGAUUGGAUGGUAGUAUAUAUCAAUGGUAAAGCGGAUCAUUUUUCCAUUCCUGUUCCACGAGGGCUACAGAACACAUCAAGAAUUGGUCGAAAGAGAUUUUAUCUUCUGUAUCUGGUAAAUAUCUAGUUAUUUAUGAAAAAUAAUAUAAUGGUGCCAAUUUCAUUUUACUCUUACUUAUAUAUUCAUUCUAGUACGGGCGACUACAGUACACUCUUAAAUAUGAAUCAAAUUUGGCCUUUGGGCGUUUACAAUUAGAUAUUCCCUGGUAUUUCGAUUUAUAAAAUGAGGUCAAAUUGUUGGGGGUAUAUCUAACCCUCAGUGUGUAAUAAGCAUAUUUGCUCCCGCAGUCGUGGUGUACGCCAAGGUGUUCACGGCAUGAACGAUUUUGUACCACAAUAUUAGCGGUGCUUCCUUGGAGCGUAACACUGAUUUAGUAUUAUUCGGCAGAACAGAAAGCCGACAAACAGUUUGUAGUUUAUAUGCGCAUGCAGAGAAGCGAUAAAUGUAAUUUCACGAAUUACUUCCUUAUCGCGGGCUAUCCAGAUUGCUCGAUGUGCUCAAUAAUAAAAAAAAUACCAAAUGCGGAGGCGAUUUCAUAAUGCGAGCCCUGAUGAGAAACCUGGAAUUUUUUUAUUUGACCUAAUCCUCAAUGAGAACAAACAUUUUGUUAUAGUCUUAAUUAAACUCGAGGUUAUACUAUAGUGAGUGAGGAUCGAUAAUUGGAUCCGCACUAAUCUAUCUACGCUGAGAACCGCGGUUGAACGUACCGUUUAAUGUUUAUAGGCUAAUUAAUGAGUGAUGAAAUAAGAAUGUACACGAUAUACGCUGGCUUCAAACUAUACUGACAUAUUUUCCUAGAUCAUGCCGGAUCGCGUACAAAAUAGCGGCUCAUUUAAAUCCGGCACUGCAGAAAAUACGUCCUAUAAAUUUUCCCAUAGUCAUGCACUUAAAAUCAAAUAAUCUUGCUCAUUAAAAUUAAUUUUAAUUUCGUAUUGUAAAGACUUGUUCACACUAACAAUUCUGUCUUUUGUUAGUUUUCCUCCAACAUAUAUGCCGGGCCGCCAUGACAUCAAUUGCAAACCAUCAAUUCACAAUUAAGUAAAUAGUAAUUAGUUAUUUUUGUAGGCUUACCGGGGUAUAGUCAGUAGACCUGCUCAUAUGAGCCCAGCUAACCGGGAAACUCGCCUGAGUGAGAUCCGCCUUUGCUGACGCAGACUUGAUUCUGCAAUUUGUGUUCAUAUGAGAAACGAGCAGUGCAGCCCGGCUAGCUAGGUAGGACUUCGCCUUGUACAGUGGGAUAAAAUUACGCUUUGUCCAACCUGACCAGGAUGGUGGACAUUCUUGGCCGAUUUUAUUUGACCUAUAUUAUUAACUAACUAAACAUUACUAGACCUAAACAGACCUAACUAUUAAAGUCAUAAUACAUGCAAAGUGCAUGCAGUUUGUAUGUAAUUAGUACAUAAGACGCCGAUUAGAUUGGAUAUCCCACUCAGGUGAACUUCCAGGGAAACCGGGCUAUGGACAUGCAGUGUCCAGUGAAAAUAUAAUUUAGUUAAUUAGUUUGCAAGAAUCACUCAGAUAAUGUGCACGCGAUUCUAACCGAUACAACCUAUAAUAAAGUCGGCGCUAUAUCACAAAAGCGUUUCAGUAUGCAAAUUACCCGACAAAAGCGUUAAUCAGCUGCAAAUAAUGUACCGGCCACUACCACUUCACAAUGCCACGCAUCUCAAAUGUAAACAUCAGUGAUUUCUGCAUGAUAAGGGUCCGUGUCCUUUUAGUUUUAGUUGGUGGAAGCAUAGUUUGGAUGGAUGCAAAAUUGAUCUACGCGUUAUAUUCAUUCAACAAUGUUUUUGCGCAACUUAUAGCUGCUUUGAAUAUGCUAUAUAUACAUCACAUAUCUUUGCUGGUAGUUUAUAGCUCACAUUUCUGCAUUUUAUUUUUACGCUUUUAUUCUGUACCACUAGUUUCUCAUCCCAAUUGUACCUGGUUUCUCAUCACAAUUUUUUAAAAAGUAAUGCGGUUUUGGUGUUUUUUUUAAGUCUACAAACAAAUGGCAAACAGCAACAGCCACAUAAAAACAUCCACUUGUAGCCAUGCAGUACAGUAAUUAAAUGAAAGAAAAUAUAAAAUCAAAUUUCAGUAUAUAUAGAAAAAUUUUAAUCAAACAAUCUUCAUGCUCAUUAAAAACAAUUCUUAAUUUCGUGAAGGGAACGGCAACGUGUUGAAAUACAAAUUAACAUGCAUGUUUGAAAUGUGUAGGCAAAACAAUUAUGUGUUUUGUAUAUGCGAGUCCAUGCAUAAUAAUACUGAAUAAUGUACAGGAGCACUCUUAAAUUUCUGGGUGUUCUUGCAACACCAAAAUCGUAUACUGAUCAUUGCGGCUGUAAAACUCGACACUGAUUUAGGCUACAUUCACGAAAUAAUGCUAAAUUAAAUUAGCACUCACCUAAAGUAAACCUUUGAUCAAGUGAGUAAAUAAAUUUAAACGAAAAGCAUUCUAAUUUACAGUUUUGAGACCUGAGAUACUUGGUUUGUAAGCGGUCCAAAAAAGUAACAGUCUGAUGCAUGAGUCGUGUUCAUACGGAGGCGCCAAGCUCGCUCCGUUUAAGAACCGUGCUUAAUUUUAAAUUGUUACAGAAAAAGUGACGCUUUCAACAAAAACGUAUAGUCUUAGUGUAAAUUGAUACUGACAAGACAAGUUGCCGUGACACCAUUUUUGUGUUAGGGAAACAUCGAAAUCAUACUUAAUAAGUGUGAUUGCAUGGAACACCUAUGACACGAAAUAUUUUUAACAUGUUGUACUUAUAGCAAAUUACACCUUGUAUUGCGAGUAAUUCUAAUUUACUGUUUUGAGACCUGAGAUACUUGGUUUGUAAGCGGUCCAACAGUGUUCGUGUCCACAGGGAGGCGCCAGGCUCGCUCCGUUUAGUUCUAGCAAUUUUUAUUCUUUGUAUGUAUUUUCCAACUAUGAAAUUACAAAGAAAGCAAACAAACGCUUAUUCUACCUACGGGAGUGUUGUCGAGCAAAUCUACCGACCAAAGUGGGUUUAACAUCUAUGAAACCAAAUUAAGACCGAUUCUGGAAUACGCGGCCCCGAUAUGGGGUCGUCUGCCACAGUAUCUUACAGACGAGCUGGAGAGUGUCCAGACUAGAAGUCUGAAAAUUCUUGGGUUACUUCUGAUUCACUUCAGUUUCUAGAGCAACAUCGGGAUAAUCUUGCCAUUCGCGAAUACAAAAAAAAUCAUUAAUGAUGAAACGCACCCAUGCAAGAAAUACAUGAUAUACUUGACAUACAGUGGCGAACACGUACAGUAUGACCUAUUAAGAACACCAAAACCUCUUCCACAAUUCUUCUCAUAUACUGAAAAGGCAUGAACUAUCGUUUAUUCCCAGAACAAACUCGCUAUUAUAGACAAUAUUUUUAUACUCUAUUCCUAGUAAAAUUCGGCAGAUGGGAUAAAGUUUUCAUAUAUAUGCAUGGGAACUCAUUUAUAUCGCACUUGCAGAAUGAGUUCCCACAUGCACGUAGCACCCUACCUCAGCUAGCUGGAUCAUAGAUAUCUUAUAUACACCAGAUAGUGCAUCUAAUUAUUCUGCUUUUUGAAAAAUUGAAGCCGUGAUCAGACUCAGGAUAUUCCCAUGAAAUGAGAAGAUUCGAUCGUAUGUUUUCUAUUUUUUAAACAGGGAACUUAAACAUUAAGUUAACUUAUUCCAAAUGCAUUUUUAAACUAUUCAAAUGAGGAAAGUUAUUGUUGCUUUUUAAGCGUUUAUUAGCGAGUGGGAACUCACAACAUGGCCGCCAUCUAUUCAAAUGGGGGUAACCGCUGGAAUAUUCUUGGCUUCAAUUUUACUGAAAGAGAUGCGCUAUCUAGUGUAUAUAAGAUAUCUAUAAAGAUAAGCUGGAUAUCAGCUCGUUUCUCAUAUACACAAAUUGAAUUUCAUGGGACUACGACGUUUCGAUCGCUGCGCUUCCUAUAGAAAGCUUUCUUAAUUGUUGUUGGUCUGAAAUGACUAUAUAAUUUAGCUACAACAACUUUUAGUUUAAAGCAGUCACUAUAUUAUUAUGAUGAGGAGAAUUAUCAGUAAAACCUAGUAAAACACUGAUAACGAACAACUUGACACAAGUAUACAUAAUUAAUAGUACGUAUAUAAGUUUUUUACUAUAAUAACCCAGAACACAUGUGAAAAACACGUGCAUAGAAAUCUUACUCUGUUAAAUUUUUCCAUGCAGUCAGCACUAUCAUAUUAGUAGGCUCAUCAUAGUCACUCACCCUUAAAAUAUUUCUAUGCAAUUUGGCAGUGUGAUAUUCUCGCUCAAUUCAAUUGCUAUGUCAAUUUGAGGCGGCAAUUUUUUGUAAGAAACUAUAUAUAUAUAGAAUAAUACAUGGGUGCGCGGAAAUACCAGAUUUAUUUCGAGUGUUGAACAUGAUAUCUCACGACUCACGAGUGAGCGCAGCGAACGAGUGAGAUAGUCAUGUUCAACACGAGAAAUAAAUCUGGUAUUUCCAAGCACCCAUGUAUUUUUCUGUUUAUUAUAUAUAAACAAAAUUCAGUGAAAAACAAUAAAACGUCCGUGCCCGUGGCAAUGCGUUUUACAACAAAUGAUAUUUUCACACGUAAAAAUAUCGUAUUUUUUACGUGUAUUUAAAUACGAUUUUUCUCAGUGGCCAAAAACUCUAUAUAACACUUAUGUUUAUAUAAUAAAUAAUCAUAUUGACAUUUUUCAACUGCAGCACAUGCAGUUCGAUUUCGUAUAUGGGAGAAAGACUGUAUAUAAAAUUGAAAUGUGCUCUAAUCUGGCUCUGUAUAAAGUAGACAUGUACAGUUACUAGGCUAUAUCAAAUGUAACUGAAUAUUGCACUACAAAGUCCAAGACAUGCAGUUUAAAUUUUAAUUCCUCUCAUAUAGACGUAUAUAUAUCCCCUCUUUAUAGUAACUUAUCUUUGAAGACUUUAUAAUAAAGUCGAUAAGUUACUCCGACAUACUACAUUGUCAUUGAACAGGGCUUGAAAUAAGGCUCCCGAAGUUCCCGAUCGUGGCAUAAUUGGCUGUCAUGACUUUCCCUACUUUUCCUGGUUGAAAAUCCUAUUUUUUUGCCGAUCAUAAAUAAUUCUUGCCGAUCGGUGAUCGGCUUUUUAAAUUUCAAGCCCUGCUGGCUGCUUUAAUAAUAGUAUUUAACUAGAAUGUUAACAGAUAUAUAUAUACUGAACAUCAAUUUUGUUAUAGAUAGCUAGGCUACAGACUAUAGCCCAUAAAACUACUGUAUAUGAUAUAUAACUUGAUAUACCUACCCUAGGAAAUAACCUAACUUUAACCUUUAAUCGCUGUCAUAUAUAGCAACAGACAAUAGUAUUCAAAUUUCGUAUUAUGAAACAGCGCUAUCAACUUCUAUCAACUAGAAAUGUGCUGUACAGUAACGGCCAUCAGAAGCAAAAGUAUUUUAUAAUAUGACACAAAGACACCUGUUCAGCUUGAACUCCCUAUAAAUAUCUCCUUUCCGUAACUCACCCAUUAAAAAGCUCUAUAGUGCCACACUCAGUAAAGCGCUAUUAACCACCGUUUGAUACCCGAUGCAAGUUACUAUUCCGAGCAACGUUGACGUCAAGCGACGACUAACGCUCGUGUUAGUUUAAGGACCCGAGCGCUUGCCGAACAAUUAGCAAGUUAAAAUUAUCGAUUUGCGAACGUCAUGAGGCGCCCAACAGUAAAUCAAUCGGGCGAUAUACGUCAAUAUAGACGUUACUGUUAGUAUCAUUUUCGGCUACGUGCUACAAGAAAACGGUCAAAAAUCGUAAAUUUUGGACAAUAAAUACUUCAAAAUAGCGUGGGAAUGCUUAUUCUAGCUAUCCCUGAGUUCUAGGGCCUUAAAAUGUGUUAUUUCUAACAAAUCGUGUUCGAUGAUGAGUGAGAAUUAAUAUGCUGUGACGUCGUUACAUAAGUUUAAUAUACGUAAGGAGUUUGCUACGGGGGUCAAUUAUGCCAAGCCCUUUCCCGUGAUAUAUAUAUAAAACGUUCACUUCACAAUGGCUAGCAAUGUGGUUAUUUGCUGUAGACGAACGAGGAGUUGUUACACACAAAACUAUUUCGCAUCAAGGUUUCAAUUACCGAGAAUUCCGUGGCUUGUUUUGAACGGAAGUAAGUGGGCACUAUUUUAAUAAGUCUAGAAUAUUGUAAACUAUGCUAUGUAUGUAAGGUCAUUAUCAAGUGAUGUUUGUAGAAUACUCCAGCAUUAUCGAGAAUAUUCGCGCGUUCUAUAUAUUAUUUGUUAACUUAUGUUAUGGUUCAUAAUAAAAAUAUUGUGGGUAUAAACAUUAGCCUAUAAGUUUAUAGUUUGGUCAAAAUUUAUUUAGCCUUGAGAACACAUUUUAUAGUAGGAGUAAUUAAUAACAGAUUGUAUAAUGCAUCAGGCAUAUAGCCUUUAUGAAAAAGCCUGUUUUAUUUUUUUUAUACAUUUAUGACAAAAUUAUAUUAGUAAAUUUCUUAUCGCUUAUUUUGUAAAUACGGGACAAAGUUAAAAGUGUUUGCACAAAGCCCGAUCCUAUAACAUAAUAUAUAUAUAUAUAUUACAUAGGUAAACGCGGAUGAUAUAUUAAUAUAUAUAUGAUGUCAAUUUUAUACAUAUAUUUUAUUGCUACUGAAAGUAUCUUAAGUCGAGAUUCCGUCCCCAUUUGGUGCAGUUUUCAUUUAUAUAGCCGAUCGAAUUUAAUUUUGCCAGCUUCGUAGAUAAGACUGAAUUUAGUUUAUGUAUAUGAUAUCAGAUGGGAAUACAAUCAUGCAUGCAACAUGCAUCAUUGUAUUGCAUUCGCUUUCUAUUUUAAUAUUUCGCUGUAAGCUCUAAUAUAUUGGUCGUAUCCUCUUUAUUUCUCGUGGCGAUUUUCUUAUGUCAUAACCUAAACAAGUGCAUGAUUAUUAAUUUUACUUGCACCCACUUUUAAAAUAAUAUUGGGCAAGUUGCCGCACCGUACAAUGACGCCCACAGCGGUAUGUACGUACAAAAGUAACUUAAUGACCUCAUAAAAUUUUAAAAAAUCUAUGUAUAUAAACUUACCGAAGCUGGUAAUUAUCAAUGGACAGUAUAAUGAUAAUAAGUAUACACUCAAGGAGGGCUACUCGCAAUCGCCUUGUGCCUUUAUAUGGGUUUAUAGCUAUAUUUUUUAAUCAGUGUAUAACUCAUUAAUUUUAGUUAUUUUCCUAUAAGCACAUAUGAAAUUUAGAAAGAAAAAAAUAUUUUUCAUCACUGUGAGAGGUAAAAAUCUUCGUUUAUCCAUCCAUGAAGGUCAUGAAGGUUAAUCGAAAUCCGUAAGUCUGUAUAGUCACAUAAUAGAAUCAUAUAUAUAAUACUCCGCAGUCCGCAAUAUAUUAUAACUAUACUAUGAACGCCCUAGCUACGUUUAGCCGGUUGAGUUUCGGUUUACAACCAUGCAAUCAUGAUAUGUAUAAAGAUAUACCGAAUAAACACUGCAUAAGAGUGUAUAAACUGACAUGCAAUGCCAGGAAGAGCACUAUAUAGCUCGUCUACAUUUUGCCGAGUAUUUUGGAACUUCGCCAUAAUGUGGUUCGCGAUAUAUGUUUAUAGUAACUGCAUGCUGUAUAAACGGCCACCAAAAACCUGUCAUAGAAAUAGCCCAAAUGAAAUUCAGGUAUUCUGAGGAAGGCUCGAAGUACCGAGUCGAAAGCUCAAUAAAAGUAUAUUUCAAUCUGGAGAACUUUGAUUAAAGUGGAAGUCAAGUCCGUUCUGCGCAUCGGUUCUGCUCAUGCAUAACAAUGUGAGGAACUCUAAUGUGAACAUUGCCCAAAUUUCGAAUUUUUCUGAACAUAAACUCUAUUUCAUAUUCAUUUAGAAGCAUAGAGAAUGGUGUUAGAUAUUCAGACAGUACAUCAUAUUUUAAAAAAUACAGCAGUUCAAAAUGUAAACAAACCGUCUGUUUACAUUACGGACUUGACUUCCAAAUUGUUAACCGCCGGUAUAAACUAGCAAGUGUAACUACCAAAGAAAGCUUUUCUGGGAUGGGUUUCACACAUGUAGACUUAGAGUCUAAAACGUAGGCAUAAAAAGCCACAUGCUGACCUGAAAUGUCAGCAUAUUCCACAGUUCUACCGAGUGAAGCUUCCUUCCGCCGCAUGAAGAGUACACAGUUAGCGGAACUCAAUAUAUACAUUGUCGUCUUGUAUUGUACGAAUUUGUGUCUCUUUUUUGACACACGGUGCAAACACGUAGUUUUUUUAUAACUACGAGGUGACCGAACAUUUCCGACAUUUCGUGGGAAAAUCAGUGAUAUACUGGUUGGCUCAUUACGAAGUUUGAAGGUAGAAAUUUAGGUUACCGGAUUACUCCCUUGCGCCAACAUUGAACCAAAGAAGACUGAAUUUAAGCAAAAUUUAUGAAACAAGAUUGGUAGCUACUUACGUAGAAAAUUGUUCAUGCAGCAAGGCCAAGGGCAUGUACAUGGCACAUACACAUAUAUUGUUACAACGGUCAACAGCAUAAGGUUUUCUUUUGUACACAACGGGAAUUUCCUGCAUCGUGGAAUUGAAACGGACAUCCUCUUGUCUGGAGUGGGAUUAUAUUGUCCUAUAUAUCACUAAGUAGACAUGAGGCUUUUCAAUUAAGUAAAUUUUCUAUAUUUAUUUUGCAACAAAAACACCUGUUUGUACAUGCAGACAUUCAAGAAUUACAAUCUACAAAGAAUCCUGAGUUCUUACAUAAUAUCGUACAUAGAAUCCUAGAAACGCCACUUGAAAAUCAGAACAUUCUAUACGAAAUCGUCGUUGGUGUGGUUUCCUGAAUAUUAUACAUGCCUAUUUCUCAUGCUGUUUCUUAAAAAUUUCGAAAGAACUCUAUAUAGCUACCUCAACAAGUUGACACAAAAUUUCCGCGAGUAAAUUUCUAUGUUACUUUAAUUUACUGAUUUAAUACACAUGUUACUUGAAAAAUUGAUCUUAUACAGUAAUUAGUUAGAAACUUUGUAAUGUGCCUAAACUACUAGCUGGCUGCAAGAAUACAAUGCUACUAAUAAUAUUAGUUCGAAAUCUGAAACAGUAUCUAAUUAUUUGAUAAUAUUAGUGUUGAUAUUAUUAUAGGUUGCUAAACCAAAGCGGUAACGCCAGCAUAAUUAGAUGUCAGUUAAGAACUACCCUCAGAUUUUAAAAUUUAAUCUACUAAGGGCUGACUUUGGCCAAAUUUGAAUAGACUAGCCUUACGGCUUAAACGUACGCCCUGAAGCAGGAUGGGAGCUAGCAGCUUGACUCGUCCAGGUGUGAUGGUUUCCAAUUACAGUUGUCAGACAAGGCGCAUGUAAAUCAUGAAAUAUAACUCUUUAUUCGUAUUGCUUUUGCUUGGAUAUCAAAGUAUUGAUCAAGAGUUUAUAGUGAGAAUAUUAUAACGAGGUAAUGGCGCAAUAGAAGAGGCUAGAAAAUUCUAAAGGCACUGCAACAUGCAACCUUGUAAGUUUAAACAUGUUGUUGACGAGUUAUUCUUUGCACGAGUCGCGCAAAAUAUACGGCACGGAAUUUAUUCUGGUGCAACAACAUGCACUGGUAGUUAUGAAACAUAAUUUAAAUUAACCCCUUUGAGUUAAAGACUAAGUUUGGGGAAAGAAACAGUGAUUAUUGUUAGAUGUAGACUAUAACCGCUUCGCAGAUUGUGUACCGGUGACAGCAGCUUGUAAACAUGCAAAGGGCCGAUGGAGUGACACUAACCUAUUACUGCCUAUUCUUUUGUAGAAGUACCUACAAGUCAAGACAUAACAUUUGCAACAUCGUGUAGUCGUUAUGCCUACCGUCAGACCAAGAACAACAAUCUACCUAUGGGAGUUUCUUUUACAACUUCUGGACGGCGAGGAGAACUGCGCGGCUAUCUCUUGGGUGAACCGAGAACGCGGGGAGUUUGUACUCAAAGAUCAGAGCGAAAUAGCAAAGCUGUGGGGGAAAGUUAAAGGAAGACCUCGCAUGGAUAAGAUCAAACUUGGACGCGCCAUGCGAUAUUACUACAAGAAAAAACUGUUGGCUAAGGUAUGUAUUAUAAUAUGGCUUUAUUUGAAUUGGAAUAUGACACUAUAUUUUUGUGUGAUAUAAUUUUUAAGAAAUCAUAUAUUUUGUCGCCAUGUAUACAAGCACUUUGUGGUAUUUAGCGGUUAUUUAUGCACCCUAUUGCUACCUCCUCCGCAGGUCAUACAGCCCGUAAUGAGUAUGCCCUAUUGCUUACUUAAGCAGAUGAGGUGUUUUGUAAUUUCUACUCUAUGUCGACAAAUGCUUUGUAGAAUUUCAUCUUUGAGUUGUAUAUAUUUAAUAAAGCAUGACAAAUAUGAAACGUUAAUCAAAAUUUUCUCUAUAAAAUAUCCAGGUUCCCAGAAGAAAAGCAGUGUACCGUUUCACGAAAUUUGACUAUUUGAAACAAAAGCAAGCCGAAAUAAUCCGCCACGACGAUUUUCCCGAAAUCGAUUUCAACGACAACGCCAUAAUUGACCUAAUCAAUGAUGAUAAGUCCGAAGGCGAAUCGUCACUUCCGGCGGAAGUGGAAGGCGAUGAGGAUGAUACACCGCUGGAAAGUUUGCUUGCGGAAAAGAACCAAGUAUUUCACGCCGAGAAAUGUCAAAAGUUGCUUGCUGUGGAAGACGCGUUUGGUAGUAUGGACAAUCUAAAUGAGAGUGGAUGCAGUUUCUAUGAUUAUAACAAUGCUGCUGCAAACUUUAUUAGUCAAAACGAGGACUAUUAUGUACCGUGCGCUGAGGUGACUCCUAUAUCCGUAUACGAACGUCAGAACCUUCCAAGUUACAUGAAGAAUGGAGGUUUUGAACCAGUGAAUUAUAACGUGCCUCAAUGUUACUACCCAUCGGUAGACUAUAACAACAAUUACUCACAAUGCGACGUAGAAACCGGUGGUCAUUUAGCAUCGUUACUAUUGAACAGUAUUUUGAUGAGCGAUCAACAAAUUUUAGAGGACUCAAACAACUUAAGACAAAGUUAUAAUCCCGUUCCAGUAUCGUGUACUUCCACUUCAGGAAAUAUUACACCAGAGGCUAUUGUUUCACCAACACUUGCUCACAUGAAAACCGAACCGUUUGUACAUAAUUCAGCAACGUCAGCACAAUUUCAAGACAUUGAUGCGGACUCAACUUGGAGCACACUUAAGGAAUUUGAAAGAUUACUAAUGAUUAACAGAAGCUUUUAAGUUCGAACAGUUUUUAGAUAUAGUUUUAUUAUAGUUUUAUUGUAUACAGAGAAAUUAUUUAAUUAAUUAAAGAAAUUAUUAUAAGAAAACAUAGUAUUUCAAAGAAAGUUUAAAUAACAAAGUUUUAUUU
Molecule: messenger RNA, 19659 nt
Organism: Paramuricea clavata
Lineage: Eukaryota; Metazoa; Cnidaria; Anthozoa; Malacalcyonacea; Plexauridae
Source: the annotation of a GenBank genome assembly